AUGGGCUUUUUCUUCUUUACAUCCCUCGAUUUACUUUUUUAUUUCUUUUGUUUACGAAUUUAUAAAAUGGUUUUCUCUUCUUUUCGUUUCUUCUUUCUUUCUUUCUUUCUUUCUUUCUUUCUUUCUUUCUUUCUUUCUUUUCCUUUAUAUGUUUUGUUUUUUGUUUUCUUUCAUCGUAUUUUUACAAUAUCUUCUUUUUAUUUAUGUCUUCAUUGCCUUUUCCUCUUUCUUUCAUCCUGUCUAAACAUUCCGAAACAGUAUUCGAUUUAUUCAUCCAUCUUGUUCGUUUUUUUUUUCUUCGAUUUUGUUAUAUUUUCCUACUUCUUCUUUGUCUUUUCUUUGCCUUUCCCUGUUUUUUUUUUUCUUUGGGUUUUCUUUCUAUCUUUCUUCGACAUUUAUCCUAUUUCUUUCUUUCUUUGUUUAUUUAAUUACCUUUUCUUUCUUUUUUUAAAUUACCUUUUUUCCUGUUUUCUUUUCUUCGUUUCGUUGUCCGGUUUCCUUAUUUUCUUUUUCUCUUCAUUAACUUUUCUACAUUUUGUUUCUUUCCCUUUUUCAUCUACAUUUCUGUUUUUCGUUCUCCCCUUUCCUUUCAUAAGUUGA
Messenger RNA from Acanthosepion pharaonis, 600 nucleotides. NCBI's taxonomy places the organism in Eukaryota, Metazoa, Mollusca, Cephalopoda, Sepiida, Sepiidae. The record is from the annotation of a GenBank genome assembly.